GCCCUCGCAGCCUCUAUGGUGAUAAACAACCCUGAAGAAGCUGCUGAAACACCUCCUGUCAAAAAGGAGAAAGAGGAGGAGAGUUACUAUCGGCGCCUGGGUGCUCUCUCAGCCUUUUUCCGACACAGAGUCUACCAGAGUUCUCUGGCAAAGAUGCGAAGGAUCAAGCGAAGCACACAGGAGAUACUCUUCCAGCUUCAAGAAGCUGUUUUGUUGGUAAAGUACACCUUGCAGUCUCUGGAUAGGCAACUGAAUCCUCAGGUUGCUAAUCACCAGAAGGAAAUGGAACCAAUCUUGGUGGAGUGGAAUGGGAGUAUUCCAAUGCCGAGCCAGAGCUACGAAGAGAGUCUUUUAGAGGCAGAAUCGCAGGUUCUAAGCUUGACCUACGGCAUCAGCCAGCAGAUGCGGAAUAUCUGCCAGACAUUCUUGGCUAACGCGCAGGGCCUCCCUGUUGAUCUCUUAGAAAAGGUGCAGCAAACAUAUAGCAGCAUGGAAGAUCUGCAGGAGACCCUCUCUGGUGCCAAAUCCUUGAAGGACCUUCCCAGUGGUAGCCUGAAGGAGAGCCAGGAGAAGAUUGGGGAGGCCCAGGAGACCAUAUUUGAGACCCUAGAAUACGUGAUUGUGACAACAUUGGUGGCUGGGUCCUUUUUUCCUCCUCAAACCUCUAUGGAAGAAUCUGAAAAGGAGGCAAAGGCAGAGGCCUAAAAGAGUGCCAGUCGUGGGGUUGUGCUUGGAACUUGUCUACUACUCUUGGACCAAUAUGUAGCAUAAGGAUUCUGACUUCUGGAAAAGUGUAAGAACUAAAAUUGUCCCUAAUGGUAAAUUCCUUAGACUGGUGAUGUUUCUAGGGAAUGAGAGAUGCUUCCAAAUGUUUUAAAACAAACUGUUUAUCAAAUUUGCACGCACUGUAUGUUUAAAGUUCAUGACUUCACCCUCACCUUCCAAAAUCCUGGGAACUGUACUUUGUUAUGGGUGCUCUGUAAAGAGCAAUCUGCAGUUGCCAGGAUCCUUUGGGGAAACCAUGUGCUUUAAAUCUAUGGUGCGUACACAACUGUACUCCUUUUUGAUAAUUAUAUUGAGCAAAGCCUUAUAUCUACAAAUCGAAAGGUUCAACUUGACCUUGUCUGACGAGCUGCAGAAAUCUUAAGGGGCCUGCCAUGUGGGGGGCAAAUACCGAUGA
Podarcis muralis (Common wall lizard) is the source of this 1180-nucleotide messenger RNA. The record is from RefSeq and is a predicted model, not a curated record. NCBI's taxonomy places the organism in Eukaryota, Metazoa, Chordata, Lepidosauria, Squamata, Lacertidae.